This is a messenger RNA of Gracilinanus agilis (Agile Gracile Mouse Opossum), 3106 nucleotides long. RefSeq names its product aldehyde dehydrogenase 1 family member L1 (gene ALDH1L1). Gene Ontology annotation, molecular function: formyltetrahydrofolate dehydrogenase activity; aldehyde dehydrogenase (NAD+) activity. The transcript is spliced from 22 exons. Gene Ontology annotation, cellular component: cytoplasm. Gene Ontology annotation, biological process: 10-formyltetrahydrofolate catabolic process; one-carbon metabolic process; biosynthetic process. Lineage: Eukaryota; Metazoa; Chordata; Mammalia; Didelphimorphia; Didelphidae. The record is from RefSeq and is a predicted model, not a curated record. Bases 51 to 2615 code for a protein of 854 amino acids.
CGAGGUGAUAGGAAUUGCCCAAAGUCACAAACUAGUCUAUAGCCACCACCAUGAGGAUAGCCAUCAUCGGUCAGAGCCUGUUUGGCCAAGAAGUUUAUUCCCGACUCCGGAAGGAAGGCCACCAGGUGGUGGGAGUAUUCACCAUUCCUGAUAAGGAUGGGAAAGCAGACCCACUGGCCCUGGAGGCAGAGAAGGACCACGUACCAGUGUUUAAGUUUCCUCGGUGGAGGUUGAAAGGGAAGGCCCUGCCAGAGGUGGUAGAACAAUACAAGUCUUUGGGAGCCCAGUUGAAUGUCCUGCCCUUCUGCAGUCAAUUCAUCCCCAUGGAGGUCAUCAAUGCACCUGAACACGGCUCCAUCAUCUACCAUCCAUCACUCUUGCCCCGGCAUCGUGGAGCUUCAGCCAUCAAUUGGACCCUGAUCCAUGGGGAUAAGAAAGGAGGCUUUACUGUCUUCUGGGCAGAUGACGGCUUGGACACAGGAGACAUCCUACUCCAGAAAGAGUGUGACGUUCUGCCUGAUGACACUGUGACCUCACUCUACAAUCGGUUCCUUUUCCCUGAAGGAGUCAAUGGAAUGGUGGAGGCAGUAAGACUAAUUGCUGAGGGAAAAGCCCCCAAAAUACGUCAACCUGAAGAGGGGGCAACAUAUGAAGGAAUACAGAAGAAGGAAAAUGCCAAGAUCAACUGGGACCAGCCAGCGGAAGCCAUCCACAACUGGAUUAGAGGAAAUGACAAGGUUCCAGGAGCCUGGACAGAAGCUAAUGGGCAGAUGCUGACAUUUUUUGGAUCAACCCUUAAUGACAAUGGUCUUGUGCCAGAGGGAGACACGCUGGACAUCCCUGGAGCGAGUCAGCCAGGCAUUGUCACCAAAGUGGGACUUGUCCUCUUUGGAAAUGAUGGCAAAAUGCUGGUGGUGAAAAAUAUACAGCUAGAAGAUGGCAAAAUGAUCCCAGCAUCUCACUUCUUCAAAUCAGCAGAUAGUACUACCCUGGAGCUGACUGAAGAGGAACUGGCCACUGCAGAGACCAUUCGGGAUGCUUGGCAGAGGAUUUUGCCCAAUGUUGCCAAGAUUGAAAGCUCCACUGAUUUCUUCAAAUCAGGAGCAGCAUCUGUGGAUGUUGUGAGGCUUAUAGAAGAAGUGAAAUUGCAAUGCAAUGGCCUGGAAUUAGAGAAUGAAGAUGUUUACAUGGCAACUACCUUUGGGGACUUCAUCCAGAUGCUGAUUAGAAAACUGAGAGGAGAAGAUGGCGAGGAAGAACAAGCCAUAGACUAUGUGGAGAAGUCCAUCAACAACCUGACCAUUCGUAUGCCUCACCAACUCUUCAUCAAGGGGAUGUUUGUGGAUGCCGAAGGAGCUAAGACCUACGAAACCAUCAACCCAACAGAUGGGACCGCCAUCUGCAAAGUGUCGCUCGCCCAGCUCUCUGAUGUUGACCAAGCCGUAGCUGCAGCCAAAGAUGCCUUCGAGAAUGGAGUGUGGGGGAAGAUAAACGCCAGAGAUAGGGGACGGCUCCUAUACAAGUUAGCUGAUCUCAUGGAGAAACAUCAGGAAGAGCUGGCCACCAUCGAAGCUAUCGACUCGGGUGCAGUGUACACGUUGGCUCUGAAGACACAUGUGGGCAUGUCCAUCCAAACAUUCCGCUAUUUUGCAGGCUGGUGUGACAAAAUUCAGGGUACCACCAUCCCCAUUAACCAAGCAAGGCCUAACCGGAACCUGACUUUCACCAAGAAAGAACCAGUUGGGGUCUGUGGCAUUGUCAUUCCCUGGAAUUAUCCCCUAAUGAUGCUCUCUUGGAAGACUGCUGCCUGUCUGGCUGCUGGGAACACUCUGGUCAUCAAGCCAGCACAGGUGACACCACUGACUGCCUUGAAAUUUGCAGAGCUGACUGUGAAAGCUGGAAUUCCCAAAGGCGUGGUGAAUGUUCUACCUGGAUCAGGUUCCUUGGUUGGGCAGAGGUUAUCAGAUCAUCCAGAUGUGAGGAAAAUUGGGUUCACAGGCUCCACGGAGAUUGGAAAGCACAUCAUGAAGAGACCUAUUGUGAGCAUCAAAUGGGAAAACACGUUAUAUCUGUCAAAUCUCAUGAAGGUAGAAGAAGUAAAAAAGCUGAAGAUUGGCGAUCCCUUGGACCGGGCCACAAAUCAUGGCCCUCAGAAUCACCACGCCCAUUUACAAAAGCUAAUCGAAUACUGCCAAAAAGGAGUGAAAGAAGGAGCUACCCUGGUCUAUGGAGGAAAACAAGUUUCUCGACCAGGGUUUUUCUUUGAACCAACCAUAUUUACCAAUGUGGAAGAUCACAUGUUUGUGGCUCAGGAAGAAUCUUUUGGGCCCAUCAUGAUCAUCUCCAGAUUCCCUGAUGGGGACAUCGAUGGUGUGCUACAGCGAGCCAAUGCUACAGAGUUUGGACUGGCAUCAGGAGUCUUUACCCAGAAUAUUAACAAAGCCCUGUAUGUCAGUGAUAAGCUUCAGGCAGGCACUGUGUUCAUCAAUACCUACAACAAGACAGAUGUGGCAGCCCCAUUUGGAGGGUUCAAGCAGUCUGGAUUCGGAAAGGAUUUAGGUGAAGCAGCUCUCAAUGAAUACCUGAAGAUCAAGACAGUCACUUUUGAGUACUGAGAAGAAAGCUCUAAGUGAGGGGGAAGACCCAGACCCAGAGUUGAGUGAAUCCCACUCCCUUCCGUGUUCUCCCAUCCUUCCUAAUAUGAGUCCCAGCUCAGCAUUCCCCUGGAGGGGAAGACAAAGAACAAUGACUUUUAGUCACCUACAUAAUAUGAAGGCUUCUUUACCCUGGAUCUUCCCUUACCACUGGAGAAACACAACCCAUUUUUCACAUAGAAUGCUGCCCCAAUUCAGAGGACAAACCCGAAAUUUGUUAGAAAUUGGAGUACCACCCAGCCCUCUCGCUCUUGAUAAGGGGGAGAGGGUUAAAAGUAAAUUACCAUCUUUCUUCCUACCAUUUCUGGGUACCACCCAUGGUAAAACGGCAUUCUGCCUUCUAAGAGAUCAACCAAUACUCAUCACUAGUAUACACUUGAGACAGCUAGGUGGCUCAGCGGAUAGAGCACUGGGCCAGGAAUUAGGAAGACUUGAGGUCAAAUUUAGCCUCA